Molecule: messenger RNA, 3902 nt
Organism: Diaporthe batatas
Lineage: Eukaryota; Fungi; Ascomycota; Sordariomycetes; Diaporthales; Diaporthaceae
Exons: 4
Coding region: 276-2567 (763 amino acids)
Molecular function (GO): flavin adenine dinucleotide binding; long-chain-alcohol oxidase activity
Source: RefSeq, a predicted model, not a curated record
GCAAGGUGAGUGGGGUUCACGUCCAGAUCCGGGACGUGCCUCAAAAGGCUGUCUGCAUGUCUGCACAUGUCUGCAGGGCCGAGGGGGUUAAUGGUGGGCCCUGCCUGCACUCGGUACCUGCAUCUGGAUGUCGUGCCACUUUUGAUCUGAUCCGAAUCUCGCAUUGAAAUGAACAUUCCUUCAUCUUUCUGAUCCCCCGUCAUCACUUCUCACUCCGGUCCCCCCCCCACGUCUCGCCUCGGCCCGUCGCGCUCUAGGAUCUUGCCUUCGGGACCAUGGCCUUGACCGGAGACAUCCUUGCGCCCGAGAGUCCCGCCUUGCCUGCUCUGCCCGCCGACGACUUCUGGACUGACACCGAGUGGGAUGUCUUCACUGCUAUCCUGGACACCAUCGUCCCAGCUGUGGUGUCCAAGUCGUCUCUGGUCGACACGAGAGGCCAGCUGGCAAUCCCCGAUGGAGACUACUCGGCCGUCCUGAGCACUGCCAGGGCUACCACCCUCCAGUCUCAAGAUGAGGCAUCUCUGAGGGCAUUCAUGGAAGACAAGGCCUCAACCCACCCUGCCGUACGCCAUGUCUCGCUUCGCAUAGCCGCCCGCCUGUCAGAUGUCCAGAAGGAUGGCCUGAAGCGCCUCCUCAAGUCCUUGUCCUCCAGCGUAGGAGCCUUCCUCCUCACCGGCUCAUGUGUCCCCUUCCACCAGCAGCCGGCCCACGUACGAGAGUCCAUCGUACAGGCUUGGCACAACUCCUGGUUCCCCAGGAUGAGGAACGUCGCCAGGAGCCUCGUCAGGAUAAGUCAGGUGAGCUGGCUGAUGUCGUCGCCCACCUUCCGCCAGGUUACCGGCUACCCGGAUAUCCCAGUGAACUGGAAGCCGGGCCGUGACUUUGGCUACAGGUUUCUUCAGUUUCCAGCCCCUGCACCCAGCUCCAAGCCAGAGGCCGAGUGUGGAAACACACCGGCCACCAUCGAGACGGACGUCGUCAUCGUUGGCUCAGGCUGCGGUGGUGCAGUGUGUGCAAAGGUCCUCGCCGAGGCGGGCCACCGGGUCAUCGUCGUCGACAAGGGCUACAACUUCCCCACACCCAUGUUACCGCUGCCGGGUCCCGUAGCCAGCCGCUACCUCUUUGAUAAGAGCGUCACCCACUCCGUGGACGGUUCCAUAGGUAUCGUUGCUGGAUCGACCUGGGGCGGUGGCGGGACGGUAAACUGGAGUGUGUCCUUGCGCACCCAAGACUUCGUGCGGAAAGAGUGGGCUGCCCGGGGUCUGGACUGGUUCGACAGUCGGGAGUAUGACGAGUGCAUGGAUCGUGUGUGUGAGCGCAUGGGCGUAGCCACAGACCCAGUGGUUCAGAGCCAACGCGGACAGGUGCUCCUCGACGGGAGUACUAGGCUGGGCUGGAAGGCUGGAGUAUGCCCCCAGAAUUCCGGCGGAAAGGAGCACAGCUGUGGCCACUGUACUAUGGGCUGUGGCAGCGGGGAGAAGCAAGGCCCGACCCAGACAUGGCUUCCGGAUGCAGCCCGCGCAGGCGCCGAAUUCAUCGAAGGGUUCACUGUCAACAAGGUGCUCUUCGAAGAAGCCGAUGGCAGUAAGAAGACAACAGGUGUGGUCGGCACGUGGACGUCAAGAGAUUCGCACGGGGGUGUAGGCGGGCCGAUGGAGGAGAGAACAUCGAGGCAACUGGUUGUCAAAGCCAAGAAGGUGAUCGUGGCGUGUAAUGCCCUGUUCAGCCCAGUGCUUUUAAUGAAGAGCGGCCUAAAGAACCCUAAUAUCGGCCUCAACUUAUACCUUCAUCCAUGCAAUAUGGCGGGCGGCUUCUACCCUGAAGAUGCUCGCCCCUGGGAAGGCGCCAUCAUCACGAGCUACAACUCCCAGUUCGAAAACCUGGAUGGUCAUGGCCACGGCGUCAAGCUCGAAACUACCAACAUGACGCCCUACACGUGCCUCUCCGCCAUGCCCUGGCGCAGUGGCCUGGACUUUAAGAUGGCGGCCCUGCGUUAUCGGCACUACGCAGGCUUCAUCUCUGUCGCCCGGGACCGAGACCCGGGCAGGGUGCUCGUCAACCCGGCGACCGGCGACCUCCAGAUCGAGUACACCCCGUCGGCGUUCGACCGCGCAAACGCUAUUGAGGGUGACUUGGCUCUAUGUAAGAUUAUGUACGUCACCGGGGCGCGUGAGAUCAACCCUUUCAUCCACGGUGUCGAGCCUUUCGUGCGCGACGAUGCGGAGCUCGAGGCCGCCAGGGCCACCGCGGAGGAGGCGCAGGCCAGGGGUGGCCUCUUCCAGAUCGACGACCCGAGGUUCUCGGCCUGGCUUGACAAGGCGAGGAGGCUGGGCAACGUCCUGGGCAACCCGCCGUGCUCUUCGGCGCACCAGAUGGGCACGUGCCGUAUGUCCGCAUCCGAGGAAGAUGGGGUUGUCGACACGUUUGGGAAGGUCUGGGCUACCGAAGGCUUGUAUGUGGCCGACAGCAGCGUUUUCCCUUCGGCGAGCGGAGUCAACCCUAUGAUCACCGUGAUGGCCAUCGCCGACAGGAUAGCGAGGGCCGUGGAUCGGAACUUGAGCCUAUGAGAGCUGGCGUGGCUCAAGGACGGAUCCAACGUAACGUUGGCUUGGUCCAUAAGUUCUGGGCUAUUGUUGAGAAUGGGCUUCGAGACAAAGGAAUCAAAAAUCUUCUUUUCCUGAAUUGGAGACUGAGGCCAUCAGGACAUGCAGGAACGUGAUUUGGAGGAAUAAGCGAGAUCACAGGGACACAAGUAUCGUUCACCACCAGCAGCAUACAUCAGCAUUUACUAGUCGCACAAAUUUCAAGGUUUUCGUAAGUCGGUCAAAUGGGGACCAAGGAGUAUUUGAAUGGUUUUAUGGAAGGUACGGGAUACGAGUCACCUAUUCUGGGACCUUUUCGAACUGCAGAUUUGUCAUAUAAACACUCGUCUCUCUGGAUGUAUUUACUGGUAUCAUAUACGUGGGACCCUCUAUAGGUCAGACCAUCACCACCCCCUCAUGGCAAAAUGAUCUGCGCUGCUGGAGUUUGAAUAAGGAUUAGAUGUUUUAUGUCCUACUUCUAUGUCCAGCACUUCGGUAGCCUUCAAAGGUUGUCCAACUCGUAUGCACCCUACCCUGUGGCUACCCAGUCCGUCUGCACGUCCCAUUCCGAAUCAGCGCCGUGCAGUUUCCUGAAUACGACAACCCAGCUGCCGUCCUCCCUCUCGCGCCCGAUGAUGGCAUCGUGGACCCUGAGCUCCUCUGCGAGACCAAACGGCGCCUCCGUGAUCAGGCCGCUCGGGAGGUUGCUAGUCCCUAGAUGCUGCUGUUGUUGUGGGAAAGAAAGCGUGUCUGCCGCUGUUGGCUGGAACACAAUGUUCGGUUGUGUUUGGCUCCCAGAGAUCGCAGAAUAGCCGUGCUCGUCGAGAUCGGGCGAGGAGCCGUCCGAGCCGGAAUGUGAUGCCGAGUCGCCCACCGCAAGCCCCGCAAGCUGCGGUUGCCUCUCGUUGCCUUGAUACAUGGUAUAAGAUGAUGCCCCGGCGAAGUCUUUUCUUAAGUCGGGCUGGUAUGAUCCCUGGCUGCUGUGUUCUGACUGUUGACGUUGUUCGUGUGACCAGAUGUGGAUGUUCACGUCGUGCGCGUGGAAACCGCUCGCUGCCGAGUCCAUCGCUGAGUUGAAUGAGAAGCCGUCUGUAGAAGAAGAAAGAGAAGGCUCUUGGCUUAGAGAGGCCGGGAUGUUAGCAUCUCCGCGGAGACCUUGACCUGUAGAUUGCUCCAUGGGCUGGUCGGCAUCGAAAUCCAUGAAUCUCAAGUCCGGUACGGAGCACUGAACCGGUUGAUUGAGGGCGUCUGCUCGGUUCAAGUCCAUAGGCUUGUCAUGGCUCGAAAAGUCCGAUCGGUAUCGAGAUGCCUGUUCUAGGC